Lathyrus sativus (Indian pea) is the source of this 513-nucleotide messenger RNA. Lineage: Eukaryota; Viridiplantae; Streptophyta; Magnoliopsida; Fabales; Fabaceae. The record is from the annotation of a GenBank genome assembly.
AUGAUUAUUGGUUCUCUUAACAUUAGAGGUGGAGGGAAUAUUUCUAAGAGGAGGAGAAUUAUCAAGAUUAUUACUUCAGGUAAAGCUGAAGUUUUUUUUAUUCAGGAAUCUAAAGUGAAGUCUAUUGACAUUGUUGUUAUUAAGAUUCUUUGGAACUGCUGUGACAUUGGAUGGUCUUAUAGUAAAGCUCAUGGAUUUUCUAGGGUUAUUAUUACAAUAUGGAAGGAACAGUUUGUUCAAACCAGCUUCUCUUUUUCUGGAAAGAUGUAUCAUGGAACAAAAGUGGAGUGGAAUUCAGACAUUUUUCAUCUGGUUAACAUUUAUUCAACAUGUGAUAUUCUGUCAAAGAGGAAGUUGUGGAAAGAAUCAAUCGAGUUUAAGAAUAAAUUUACAAAUGGAGCUUGGAUCAUGGGAGGGUACUUCAAUGCAAUUUCCAAAAGCUCUGAGAGGAAGGGACGAAGUCUAUCUAAUAGAAUUUCAGAAACUAGGGAAUUUGAAGCUUUCAUUUUUUAG